Molecule: messenger RNA, 4589 nt
Organism: Hemicordylus capensis (graceful crag lizard)
Lineage: Eukaryota; Metazoa; Chordata; Lepidosauria; Squamata; Cordylidae
Gene: BBS9
Product: Bardet-Biedl syndrome 9
Exons: 22
Coding region: 350-3001 (883 amino acids)
Biological process (GO): cilium assembly
Cellular component (GO): membrane; BBSome
Source: RefSeq, a predicted model, not a curated record
GGCCUCUGCUAGUCGAUUGCCUUCCUCAUGGAUUCCCGUAGCAUCCUCCUGCCCCCAAGCUAGUGCUGGAGGAGGGUGCCGGUGGCAAGGACGUGCUUGUCCGAUCCUGGCCCCCGUGAGACACAGCCGCUUAACUCUUGAGGUCUGUGGGGCCGAUAGGAGCUUGGAGAUGAGCCUCUGUCUUUAAUGCACACCACGGACGCGCUCGUAUCCCUAUACACACACUCCUCAAGGCUCACGGAGCGGACAACUGUUGUGGCUCCUUCUGUAUAGCUGUACGCUUAUGUAAGUGGGAGCGCAGAAGGGGGGAAAGACUCCCCAGUUCCUGGACAAGUGGGGCUGAAGGAGAAUGUCUUUAUUUAAAGCCCGUGACUGGUGGUCUACAACAGUUGGCAACAAAGAAGAAUUUGAUCAAGGCUGCUUAUGUGUUGCAAAUGUGGAUAAUAGCAGCAGUGGGCAGGAUAAAAUAAUUGUGGGUAGUUACAUGGGAUUUCUUAGAAUCUAUAAUCCCCAUCCUAUAAAACCUGGAGAAGCUUUGCAAACUGAAGAUCUGCUCUUGGAAGUACAAUUAUGUGAGCCAAUACUGCAGGUUGAAGUAGGAAAAUUUGUUUCUGGUACAGAACUGCUACAUCUGGCUGUACUGCACUGCAAAAAACUGUGUGUGUAUGCUGUCUCAGGAACUUUAGGGAACAUUGAACAUGGUAAUCAGUAUCAGCUGAAACUCAUGUAUGAACACAAUCUUCAGCGAACAGCCUGCAACAUGACUUAUGGACCAUUUGGAGGUAUAAAAGGUCGUGAUUUGAUCUGCAUACAGUCUGUGGAUGGAAUGCUUAUGUUGUUUGAGCAAGAAAGCUAUUCUUUUGGUCGUUUUCUACCUGGAUUUCUUCUGCCUGGUCCACUAACAUACAGCUCUCGAACAGAUUCCUUCAUUACCAUCUCUUCUUGUCGGCAGGUUGAGAGUUAUAAGUACCAAGUUCUUGCAUUUGCAACAGAUGCUGCCAAAAAAGAAACAGAGCAACAAAAACUUGGGUCUGGGAAAAGGCUUUUGGUGGACUGGGUUUUAAACAUUGGAGAGCAAGCUCUGGAUAUAUGUGUUAUCUCUUUCAAUAUGACUGUUUCCUCUGUGUUUGUGCUUGGAGAAAGGAACUUCUUUUGUCUUAAGGAUAAUGGACAAAUUCGGUUCAUGAAAAAGCUUGAUUGUAGCCCAAGUUGCUUUCUUCCGUAUUGUUCAGUGUCUGACGGAACUAUAAACACUCUUAUUGGAAACCACAACAGCAUGUUACAUGUUUAUCAAGAUGUGACUCUAAAGUGGGCAACUCAGCUUCCCCAUGUUCCUGUGGCAGUAAGAGUGGGGAAUUUACAAGAUUUGAAGGGUGUGAUAGUCACACUGAAUGAUAAUGGCUACUUACAAUGCUCCUACCUUGGUACAGAUCCUUCUUUGUUUCAGGCUCCUAAAGUUGAAGCUAGGGAUAUAAAUUAUGAAGAAUAUGAUGCAGAAAUGAAUAAACUUCAGAGAAUCAUAAAAGAAGCCACAAAAACCAAAGAUAUCUUGCCUGUAUCUAAAAAAAGUGAAGAUUUGGUGCUUGCUGUGGAGUUCUUGUCUGAUCUCAAUUCAGUUUCUCAAGCCAAUGACAGUGAAGUAAGAGCGGAGGUGGUUCCAUCAGUGACAAUAAAGAUCACAUUAGAGAGCAGACUGACAGCACUGAAAACCAAAUUAUCAUUACAUGUACAACCUCCUUUAGCAUUGACUCAUGACAAGUUCAUCUUGGACUUAGAGUCAUCUGUAUCUAAAACUGUGACAUUCUCUGCCUUUCUAAUGGGGAACUGCCCACCCUCUGAUUUGGAUAGUAACGCUUUAGCUUCAUAUAGCACGCCAACAGGUAUACCAAAAUUUGCCCAGUGCAAAUUUCGAUUACCCUUGCGGUUAGUUUGCCUUCCAGCUCUGCCUUCGAAAACUGCGAGCCAGAGGUUAACUAUUGACACAAACAAACCUCCAGUGAGCCUUGUUACCCUUUUCCCAGACUUUGCUGAUCAGACUGAUGAAGAUCAACUAAAUGCUUUAGGAUUUCAGUUAUUAGCUGGAUCUAGAGUCACAUUACUUGCUUCAAAAACAUCACAACGCUACAGAAUUCAGAGUGAUCAGUUGGAAGAUAUUUGGCUAAUUACGAAAGAACUCACUCUUCGCCUUGAAGAACACUUCAGGAAACAAGACUGCAAAGACUUCAUGUGUACUUUUUCUGGCCCAAUCCCUUUGCAAGAAUAUUUUGAGAUAAUUGAUCAUCAUUUUGAGCUGCGCUUGAAUGCUGCAAAAUAUGAGCAACUAUUAUCUGAAAGAGCCAUACAAUUUAGAGCUAUUGAGCGACGUCUACUGGCACGGUUUAAAGAUAAAACUCCAGCUCCUCUUCAACAUCUGGACACCUUGCUAGAAGGAACUUACAGACAGGUAAUAGCUCUAGCAGAUGCGGCUAAAGAAAACCAAGCCAAUAUGUUCCAGGUAUUCACAAAGUUAAAAAGUGCCACCCAGCUGGUAAUUCUGCUGAUUAGUCUGUGGCAGAAACUGAAUGCUGACCAAGUUGCUAUUCUGGAAGCUACGUUUUUGCCAUUAACACAGGAUACUCAAGAGCUGGGUUGGGAAGAAAGUGUGGAUGCUUCUGUCUCUCACUUGUUGAAAACAUGUUUGUCCAAGAGUUCUAAAGAACAUGCCCUGACUCUUGCCAGUCAGUUGAGUAUCCCCAGGGAUACUAAUAGGCUGAAGAAACACAUAACCUUGCUUUAUGACAGAUUGGCCAAAGGUGGUCGUAUGUCUCUAAGCACGGAUGUUGAUGCUCAACAAAAUGUGAUUCUGCCAGGUGGCUGUGCUACCAUCCCAGAGUCUGACCAAGAGGAAAGACCAGCCUCAGAAGACUCCACAACAGUGUUUACCAAUCACAGACAUCUCCAUAAGCAGAAGACCAAACCUGAUUUGCCACAGGAUGAAUUACAGGAAGCAGAAAAGCCAUGAAAAGCUCAAGAAAACCCUCAGGAGAAUUUUUAAAUCUGUGCAUUUACAAUCCAACAGGACCAAUUUAUUUUCCUCGGUAGUGAACGCAACCAGCCUCAAGAAGGAAGUCCACUAACAGUACAAAAUACUUCCAGUUACAUCCAAGCACCUGGCUCUCCCUUACUAGCUAUUAAUUUUUGGCAUGCUUUCCCAUAACCAAAUUCUGGACCACUUACCAAACGGAAGGAGUAAGCAGUUUUACGUUAAUCUGCAGUUAUCAGUCUUUUAUUGGAAUCCUGAUGAUUGAUUAAAACUUUUUAUGAAUUGAGGAAUGUAUGCACACCUUUUUAAAUGUACAGUAUAUCUCAUUUUUCCUGAAUUUUUGUGUGUGAAUAUCUCACUUGGAUAUUGUUAAUUUUGCCCUCCACUGUACAGUUUUGAUCGAGGCUAACCAUGUUCUUUUCCUGCCAGCUAAUGUGAUUAAAUUUACCAUUAAAAUUUCCCAAUAAUCCAGAUUUUCCUAUAUCAGGUCACUCCUGAUUUACAAAUCUGACUUUAAGUGAUAUAAUGGAAGUAAAUUUUGUUUACUUGAAAGUAAGGUUUGCAACACUGCUUCUCUUUUUGUGCAGAAAAGGUUAGUGCAUACAAAGCAAAACACAUCUAAUUCCCUGCAUUUGGUGUGUGUUGCUCUUUUCCAGAUGGUUUAUAAUUCUGUUCUCUUCCAUGAAAUUUGUUACAAAGGACCAAAUAUUUGAAAGACCUGAGGCAGGCCAUAUUGCCUAAAAUGGGGCUCUUUUAAUGAUCACUCACCUAUGUCUGAUCCAAAUAUCUGAUAAAUAGCUGCCAUCUUGCUGGAGAGACCCAAAGAGUGGAUUUGAGUUUAGCUAUACAACUUGUUUGCACAAAAUUGUCUGAUAUGUCAGUCUAAACUUUCAUAGGUCAGUACUAAAAUGUUGGCAGGUUUUGUACAACUUUGAGUUUUGCAAUUGUCGUCCCUAAAGCAUAGGAUUUUAUAUGCCAUAAUGCACACCAGAGGAGAGCAUGUGGAAGGAGUAAUGAAGUCAAGAUGAUAGCAGUGUUAAUUCAGAGACAUGCACCAUUGUCUGGAGAGAAAAAACGCAGGCCUGGCUCCAAUGCUACAUGCUCCAAUUAAAGCAUAUGCUUCUCUUUUUGUUUUGGUCUACUUGUUGCACCACAUCAAAUUACAGAACUGCCGCUUAUUUGGCAGGACAUGUAGCCUUUUUUGCCUCAGCUCCUUAUAAUAGGGAGACAGAAUGCAAAAAUCCCUGACUUUUUAGCACCUUCUGUUGGCUUUCUUGGCAAAUGAUCCAGGGUCUCAGGGGUUGAAACAGCUGGGAGAUGCAAAUAUGUGCCAUGUUAGCAGGUGUUUCAACUAAAGAUUAGGACUAUACAUUUUAAAAUAAAAAUAAAAAAACAUUUCUUUUGGCAUAUAUAUCCUCUGUCUUGUUCAGAUAGUUGAUUUUGCUCUAAAUGUAUAGUUUUGAUUAAAAGAUAAACAUCUUCUGUUUUCACCCAUUGCUGAUCAGCAGCGAUUUCCUAUUUUAUCUGUUCCAUGGACAAAAAUAAAACUUCCAGUCUUCCAGUCAUA